CGACGGAUACGAGGACGUCGGACGAUGCUGCGAAAGUCGGAACGCUGAGUUCUGGCUCUAGAUUCUGAAUUCAGUUGCGUUAUACGUCGCGACGGCAGCACACGCGUCGCUCCCCCACAGAGAAAGUCUGGGAAGUGUUCAGUCGAGUCCCGCAGAGAACGCAUAUAGCACAGAGAUCUGAGGCAUCAGCCGAGCCGAGGAAUAAAAACAAACGCGACACUCGCAGCGCUAAACAGAAAAAGUGUUACCCAUGUUCCAAAGAUAAAAACCCAAGGCCCUUGCCCAAAUGGCCGUCACACGUGUGUGCUCUAUAAGAAAUACGUAGCUAAACCCAGAAGAACCCACGCAAGUCCAAGCCAAAACCCAAAACCUCACAGAAAACUAUCCGAAAGGCGAGGCAAAGUGUUACAACAAGCAUUCCAAAUGUUGUCCUGUCUGGCGCCGUCGUCUUCACGUUUCGGCCAAGAGGAUACCAUCAUUCAGCAGAGCAUGCCAUCCACCGCCUUCACCAUGCAGUUUCCCUCGCUGGCCUCCACUUUGCUCCACCACAACCAGUCCCCGAAGCACAGCAAUCCGGGAUCCAGCGGGAUCCAGGAUGCCCACCCCAACCAGCCAGGUGCCGCCGCAGAUGCCUUCCUGGUCAAGUGCACCCAGUGCCACAAGCGAUUCCCGGAGUUUCAGUCCUUGAGCGAGCACGUCGCCAGUGAGCAUCCCCACGACAAGCUGAACUGUGGAGCUGCCCAGCCGGAAAGCGACGCCGAGGACGAGCAGAGCAACCUGAGCGGCAGCAGCAGGCGGUACUCCAAGUCGCCGGGCACCACCUCCACCAACAACAACAACAACAGCAGCAGCAACACGAAUGCCAGCCAGUCGAACAACAACAACAACAACAGCGAACUGGCCAAGAACCACAACAACACGAACGCGAACAAAAUGUCGCCGCUGUGCUCGCCGGGAUCGCUGACCCCCGGCGACCUGUUCGCCCAGCUGCCACACCCACCGCACCCGAUGCCCGCCCACCUGCACGCCCAGCUGAUGGCCGCCGCCGCCGCCUCGCUGGCCAUGCAGUCCGCCCGGUCCGCCGGCUCGCCGAGCCAGCAGCAGCAGCUGCAGCAGCAACAACUGCAGCAGCAGCACCAGCAACUGCAGCAGCAGCAGCAGCAAAUGCAGCAGCAGCAGAUGGCGCUGCAGCUGCUGCCGCCGCAACUGCCAGGCAGCAACAGCAGCGUGGGCAGCAACUCCGCCUACGACCUCGACCUGAGUGCCCCGCGCUCCACCUCGAGUCCGGGCUCCACCACCGGGGAGCUGAGUGGCGCCUACCCCUGCAUGCAGUGCACCGCCUCCUUCGCCUCCCGCGAGCAGCUCGAGCAGCACGAGCAGCUCCACUCGCCCUGCGGCCAGGCAGCGGUGCCCAACGUCUCCCAGACCUGCCGGAUUUGCCACAAGGCAUUCGCGAAUGUCUACCGCCUGCAGAGGCACAUGAUCAGCCACGACGAGAGCGCGCUCCUGCGGAAGUUCAAGUGCAAGGAGUGCGACAAGGCCUUCAAGUUCAAGCACCACCUCAAGGAGCACGUGAGGAUCCAUUCCGGCGAGAAACCCUUCGGCUGCGACAACUGCGGCAAGCGGUUCUCGCACUCGGGCAGCUUCUCCUCCCACAUGACCUCCAAGAAGUGCAUCAGCAUGGGCCUCAAGCUGAACAACAACCGCGCUCUGCUGAAGAGGCUGGAGAAGAGUCCCGGCUCCGGGUCGGCGGGAUCCCGCCGGUCGCCCUCGGAUCUCGGAAAGGGAAAAGGGCUGCCGGUUCAGCCCUCGCUGUCCGGACUGCCCAACCCGAUGAUCUACUUCGCCAGCGACGCCCAGAACCAAGCUGGAAACGCGGGCCCCGCUCCGUUCCCGCCCUUUAACCCCACGAACUACAUGAACGCGGCCCUCCUGGCCUUCCCCAACUCCUUCAUGGUCGCAGCUGGCCUCGAUCCCCGGGUGCAUCCCUACAGCAUCCAGCGGCUGCUGCACCUCUCGGCCGCCGGCCAGCAGCAGCGGGAGGAGGAGCGGGAGCGGGAGCAGCAGCAGGAGGACGAGGAGACCCCCGACGAGCCCAAGCUGGUGAUGGAUAUCGACGAGCCCGAGGCCAAGGAGCGGGUUCCCACGCCGCCGCCCGCGGAGGAGGCCACGCCCAUCAAGCGGGAGGAGAGCAGGGAGGCCUCGCCUGCCCCAGAGGGCUACCCCGCAUCCCCUCCAGCGAUCAAGCAGGAGCAGGAACCCCUUCCUGCCGUCGAGGAGCCCGAGAUCUCCGUCGAAGAGCCACCGCAGGCGGAGCAGCCCGCCGAUCUGCGCUGCAGCCGCUGCUCCAAGCAGUUCAACCACCGCACGGAGCUGGUGCAGCACGAGAAGGUCCUCUGCGGCCUGAUCAAGGAUGAGCUGGAGCAGUACUUCCAGCACCAGCAGCAGGCGAACUCCUUCGUGCUGCCCUCCGCCAGCGAGGAAGACGAGGAGGACGAGGAGAUGGAGGAGGAGCCGCGCCAGGAGAGCGGCGAGCGGAAGGUGCGGGUGCGGACGGCCAUCAACGAGGAGCAGCAGCAGCAGCUGAAGCAGCACUACUCCCUCAACUCGCGGCCCAGUCGCGACGAGUUCCGGAUGAUCGCCACCCGGCUGCAGCUGGACCCGCGGGUCGUCCAGGUCUGGUUCCAGAACAACCGCUCCAGGGAGCGCAAGAUGCAGAGCUUCCAGAGCAGCCAGAGCAACCCAGCGAUGGGUGCCAACGAAGCAAGCAACACCUCUCUGACCCGCGAGGAUCAGCCGCUGGACUUGUCCGUGAAGAGGGAUCCCCUGACACCGAAAAGUGAGAGCUCGCCGCCCUACAUUGCUCCACCGACGGGCGAGACCCUCAAUCCCGAGGCCAUCAACCUGAGCAGGAAGUUCUCCACCUCGGCGUCCAUGUCCCCAGCCUCGAUUUCGCCCUCCUCCGCGGCGGCCUUGUACUUCGGAGCUGCCCCGCCGCCCUCGCCGCCCAACAGCCAGCUGGAGGCCACUCCCCGCGGCGGCCAGGCCUUCCCGGGCAUGCCCUACAUGCUGCCCAUGCCGCUGCCCAUGGAGGCGCUGUUCAAGAUGCGCCCCGGCGGGGAGUACGCCCCCAACCCGCUGAUGAACAGUAUUAAGCUGCCCGACUACCGCGGCACCAGCCUGAGCCCCGGCGGCUCCGAGAAGCGCUCCUGGCGGGACGACGACUCGCGCAUCUCGCACGAGGACGACUUCGUCGGAGGCGGCGGCCUGAUGCCCCCGAAGCCCCGCCGGGGAAAGGCGGAGACCCACGGCCACGCCGGCGAUCCCGACCUGCCCUACGUGUGCGACCAGUGCGAAAAGGCGUUCGCCAAGCAGAGUUCGCUGGCGCGCCACAAAUACGAGCAUUCCGGUCAGCGACCCUACCAGUGCAUGGACUGCCCGAAGGCCUUCAAGCACAAGCACCACCUCACGGAGCACAAGCGGCUGCACAGCGGCGAGAAGCCCUUCCAGUGCUCCAAGUGCCUGAAGCGCUUCUCGCACUCCGGCAGCUACAGCCAGCACAUGAACCACCGGUACUCCUACUGCAAGCCCUACAGGGAAUAGGUAAGCGACACCUCAGUGCCGCCCACCUGCCAACCGGGAGCCGCCGUUCCCUCCCAGCCGCCGCCGGCGAUGGCCAGCAGCCGGGGUCGCCGGCGAGUCCAGGCUCCGGCGGGGAAUCCGCCCUAUCCGCCGCCGCACCACCAGCAUCUCCAGCAUCCCCACCACCCGCAUCUGGCGGCCAUGGCUGCCUUCCAGCAGCAGCAGCACCACAGGCUCUCCUGGAGCGGAGCUGGGGUGAUGCUACCGCCACCUCCUAACCAGCAGCCACAUCGCCUGCCGGCCCCCCAUCCGCCGCCACUGCUCCCCGGAUCCGGAUUCGGGCAGUUCCACCACCACGCGGGGCUGCUGCCGCCUCCGCCGCCGCCCCCGCCGCAGACCACGCCCACGUCAGCGCCCGCCUUCGACUUCUUCAACGCCAAAAUGUUUCCAAACUAAGGAGCAAAGCCAGCACCUACGGGCUGUACUUAAAGAACAGACGAACAGAAAAUCUCAAUUGUGCAGGAACACACAGACCCCCAGGAAAUGCACUUUAGACAGAGUCAGAGAAAGUAGGAGAAAGUCAGAAAGAGAGAGAGAGAUAUUUUUUAUAGCCAUAUAACCAGGAGACGGAAAGCCGCAGUCGAAAACCUUUCGUUUGAGCGAAUUUAUUAUUUUUACAAUGUUGAAACCAAGCACUUUGUUUUAGUAUUUUAUCAUUUACCAUUUAUUUUACCGCCUAAGUUCGAGCGGAGGCCAAACAUUUUAGCUUGGGCCGCCUCGUUGAAGAUAUCGUUUUAUCCAUUAUCUAUUUUUUUAUGCAUUAAUGUUCGGUUUUUAGAUUUUAGUUUUUAGUUUUAGGAGCUGGAGAUACCAGUACCAAGUGCUGCAGAAUACUCAGAACGCGAAACGCUAACGAAUCGUUAAGAGCGCCACUCCUAAGCGGAAUAAGUGUAUAUUUUCUACGAUUAUGUAUUGGCCUAAGUUGUACUUUUAGGCUUAGUUCUAGGCUAAGCGAUUCGAGCCACGCAGACUCGCUCGAACGGAAUUUUCCACCCACAACCUCCGGACCAAAGCAGAAAGGUAACUCCAUGAAAUCGAAUACAGACAAUACACCUUACCGAAAACAACCAGAUACAAAAGUAUUAAGCAGCGAAACUGUAUUAAAGCCUCCACAUCGUAGAGUCCACGCCCACACCGCCCCCAUUUCGUAUGUAGUUUAUGUUUAAAUGGAAAACCCACCGCUUUCCGCGCGUUUCACUCCGAAGCUCAAGCUCUUACUUAAGGAGAAGUCCCCUCGAAAGUCUCCCUCGAACUUCGCUUUAAGUUCCCGAUCCGAAUUCCCCUUCCCAAAAUCGCGAAGUGAGCACAAAACACCUACAAGAUCAUUCCAUUUGGCCAGAGCCGCGCCCAAGGAAGGUGCAACUCAUGCAUUUAAGGCCUCCGGCUGCCGCUUGCCACUCGACAACCCACUAAAUCUAAACUAAAUCUAGUGCUAAACUAACCUAAACUAAUAUCUAAUACAUACGAAGCGAUAACAAACACUUAAUUUGGCCUUAUUAAAGAUUAUUUAAUGAUUAAACACGUUUCAGAAUAUUCAAAAAGAAAAACUAGCAUGUAAAAAGAAAGAAAACCUUUGGAAAAGUCUCGCGAAAAAUCCAUUAGCAAAAUUCCAUGUGCGUAUUAAAUGUAAAAACAAAAAGGAAAACCAAAGCCCUAUUAACUAUCGAAAUGUUUGCCAUGACAAUAAAUUUAUGACUAAAUAA
Drosophila ficusphila is the source of this 5345-nucleotide messenger RNA. It is a transcript of the gene zfh1, whose product is annotated as zinc finger protein 1. Gene Ontology annotation, molecular function: RNA polymerase II cis-regulatory region sequence-specific DNA binding; DNA-binding transcription factor activity, RNA polymerase II-specific. Bases 424 to 3603 code for a protein of 1059 amino acids. The transcript is spliced from 5 exons. Gene Ontology annotation, biological process: anatomical structure development; regulation of transcription by RNA polymerase II. Lineage: Eukaryota; Metazoa; Arthropoda; Insecta; Diptera; Drosophilidae. The record is from RefSeq and is a predicted model, not a curated record.